Neoarius graeffei (lesser salmon catfish) is the source of this 2251-nucleotide messenger RNA. It is a transcript of the gene aamp, whose product is annotated as angio-associated, migratory cell protein. The record is from RefSeq and is a predicted model, not a curated record. Gene Ontology annotation, cellular component: cytosol. The transcript has 11 exons. Bases 575 to 1825 code for a protein of 416 amino acids. Lineage: Eukaryota; Metazoa; Chordata; Actinopteri; Siluriformes; Ariidae. Gene Ontology annotation, molecular function: protein binding.
CAAGAAGAAGAGGACCACAUCGAAGUCGGAAGAACGACUUUACAAUUUAGGAAAUAGAACAAUCCGAGGAGCACGUGCAUGUAACAUUGAAAUUUCUAGAUAAGAACGUGUUUUGUUUAACUUUUACUGCUUGGAGGUAGGGAAAUACAAGUUACGACCUCGAGUCGAACGCAGCAUUACGUGCCUGUGUAAGGCCGUGUUCCAAAUGACUGCCUUGUUUAAAUUCACUGCAAAAAUGUACGAAGUAAUGGGGUAUCUGUCCCAUAUAGUGCACUGUUUAUCUGUUUAGAAGUCGUUUGGAAAGGGUCAGCUUUGAAACGUCGCCGCUAGUUCCAGCUAAUCUAGCUAACACGUGAAUUUGGCACCGGAUUUUUGACUACGAAUUACAUUUGACGAAUUUUGUCGUGAAACGUUAUUACUUUAUAUUUGGUCAAAUGAGGACUUGCUGUUGGAGUUUUCAGCCUUACGCGAUGCUUUUUAUCAACCACUUGCUUGUAUUAUAGUGUUCUACCAAAGGCGGAAUUCACCACGCUAGUUAGCUAGCUAAGUUUAGUUGGACAGCAUCACACAGACCAUGGACACUUAUGAAGAAGAUGCCGUGCAGCUUCAUGGAGACGAGGAGAUCAUCGAAGUUAUUGACUUGAAUGAUACAGAACAGACAUCCACAGAUGAUCUUGUGGAGGAAUUGGAAGAUGUGGAUUUCGCCGAAGCUGAAGGACCUGCAGAUGAUGGUGCCUGGGAGACUGAGGAUGAGAUGGAGGCAGAGCAGGAUGACAGUGAUCUCACGUUCAUCAAACACACCGGUUCUGUGUUCUGCAUCAGUUUGGACCUAGUAACAAACAACCUAGCCAUCACAGGUGGUGAGGAUGACAAAGCUUAUGUAUGGAAGGUCAACAAUGGAGAGGUGGUGUUUGAAUGUACAGGCCAUAAGGACUCUGUUACAUGUGCAACAUUCAGCCAUGACUCAAAGCUAGUGGCAUCUGGGGACAUGAGUGGUCUGAUUAAAGUGUGGAAAGUUGAAGCCAAAGAGGAGAUCUGGUCUUUUGAAGUAGGAGAUCUAGAGUGGUUGCAGUGGCACCCCUGUGCACCGGUGUUGCUUGCAGGUACUGCUGAUGGCAAUAUGUGGAUGUGGAAGAUACCAAGUGGAGAAUGCAAGACCUUCCAAGGACCCAACUGUCAGGCAACAAGUGGAAAAAUCCUUCCUGAUGGAAAAAGAGCAAUGGUGGGUUAUGAGGAUGGGACCCUGCGUCUGUGGGACCUUAAGCAAGGCAGUGCAAUCCAUGUCAUUAAAGGUUAUGAUGGCCACCAGGGGCCACUGACAUCCAUGGAGUGCAGCAAGGAUGGAACUCUGGUUCUCACAGGAUCAACUGAUGGACGGGCUAAACUCAUUAACACGUCAACAGGCAAGGUACUUGGCUCAUUCUCAGUUGAGAACAGUGAGGAGAAAAACACGAUGGAUGAGCAGGAUUCCAUCUCUGUGGAGUCUGUAGGAUUUUGUAACGUGCUGCCCCUGAUUGCUGUGGCAUAUCUGGAUGGCACUCUGGCCAUAUAUGACUUGACCACACAGAGCCUUAGGCAUAGGUGCAAACAUGAGGUAGGGAUUGUCCAUCUUCAGUGGGAGCAGGCCUCAGCGGUCGUGGCUACCUGUAAUCUGGGUGGAGUUGUGACUUUGUGGGAUGCUCGCUCAGGAAACAUGGUGGCCGAAUACCGUGGUCACACAGCAGAGAUCCUGGACUUCAAACUCAACCGAGAUGCUUCCAUGGCUGUGACAGCAGGUGGAGACCACAAAGCCAAAGUCUUCUGUCUCCAGAGGCCUGAGCGAUAGGACAAGAGUGACUCUCCCCAUGGAGCAAAACAACCAUUUAGACCUGUUUUUACAUCCUCAAAGAAUAAUCAUGCUCUCUGUUUUACUAACUGAAUCUAGCUGCUUCUCAGUUCUACAGAGAUUAGUGUUUUUACACAGUUAAGUGUAAUUUGGUAAUCACCACAACUGCAACUUACUUACAAAUGUGUUUGGACUGGACUGGCUUCCAAAGGUUAAGAUCUCUUGAUGACUCAAUUAGAAUUGCUUCAUUUAUGUGUAAUCUGUAAUGUAUAUUGGCAUUGCAUUUGAAUUAUAGGUGAAUAAAUCUGAUAAUUUUACCAUUUUGCAAGACAAAGUGAAAAUCAACACGAGUUUCUUGAUUUACUGCCCCCCCCCCUUUUUUAAAUAAACUCAUGAUCCCUGAAUUAUUUGACCUACUUAAGAUGA